Messenger RNA from Drosophila montana, 4208 nucleotides. It is a transcript of the gene HDAC4, whose product is annotated as histone deacetylase 4. Lineage: Eukaryota; Metazoa; Arthropoda; Insecta; Diptera; Drosophilidae. The record is from RefSeq and is a predicted model, not a curated record. Gene Ontology annotation, cellular component: histone deacetylase complex. Gene Ontology annotation, biological process: negative regulation of transcription by RNA polymerase II. Bases 248 to 4096 code for a protein of 1282 amino acids. The transcript is spliced from 15 exons. Gene Ontology annotation, molecular function: histone deacetylase activity; transcription factor binding.
CGGUUGUUUCUACUCGCUUUUGCUUCGUCGAGCAAGAAGAGCUCAGCAAAUAAAUUGACAUACAAUUUCGAUUUGAGCCAGCUAAGAAUUUUGGAAAAGCGUGCGUUCGUGUGCGUGUGCGUCGCGCGCGUUGGAAGCGGUAACAACAACAACGAAAACAAGAAUAACAACAGCAAAAAUAAAAAUCAACAACAUUUAUAGGCCCGAGUCGGAGCAGUUCGCGCCACUUUGAAAAGAUCCAUGCAAAAUGUCUAGUCCUGACGAUAGAAUACCAAUACGUGAUCUGCCGCCCGAAGCCGGAAACGAUGAGCGAUUGUUGCACAUUACGCCGGGCGUCAUAUCGUUGGACUUUAAGCCCCGCCAAGUUGACAUUGAUCAGCAGAUCCUAGAGCUGAAGAAAAGCCAGGAGCUGCAAAAGCAGCGACUUUUCCACUCGUAUCAGGAGCAGACGAAACAAAUGGAACUGGAGCAUAAAAUGCAAUUGGAGCACAAAUAUCAUUUUGCGGUGCAUUCACAUGGCGCUUUCCAGGAAUUGCGGGAACAGAGCAUGGUCGCGGCGGCGGCAGCUGUCGAGGAGCAGCAUCGCCAGCAGCAACAACACCAGCAGCAGCAGCAGCAACAACACCAGCAACAACACCAGCAGCAGCAGCAACAACAACAGCAGCAGCAACAACAGCAGCAGCAACAGCAGCAGCAGCGGGAGCGAAGGGAACGGGAGGUGAUGAAGCGCAAGGAGAAUUGCAGCGCGAACGCGAGUCCCGAAGUCAAACAGAUACUCAGUUGCUUUCUCAUGAGCCGCAAGUCGCAGGCGGUGGCACCGAAUGGCACAACAACAACUUCGCCCUAUCGCAAUCGCGGCGUGGUGAAGAGCUCCUCGGGCGAAUCCUUGCCCGCGGGCACCGUUACCAGCGCACAUCCCUAUAAAAUACCACAGCCGCCGGCCUCACUGCUCAAAUAUGAAUCUGAUUUCCCCCUGCGGAAAACGGCAUCGGAGCCGAAUCUGCUGAAGAUACGACUCAAGCAGAGCGUCAUCGAGCGCAAGGCACGCAUCGUCGGGCCCGCGGGCGCGCGACGUCACGAGCGGCUGCUGCAGGCCGCCCAGCGAAGGCAUCAGAAGAACUCCGUUCUCACAAACUGCAACAGCACGCCGGAUUCUGGUCCCAAUUCGCCGCCCUCGUCGACUGGCAUGUCGGUGGGCGUGGUCGGCAGCCGAGGCUCACCGACAAGUGCGCCGAUCCAGGAGGAGAACGAGGAGGUCAAUCAAUACCAGCCGGGCCAGCGCAGCAGCAUCAACGACCUGCCGCUGUUCAGUUCCCCCUCCCUGCCAAACAUAUCGCUGGGACGACCGCAUUUAACCAACGCCCAGGCGGGCCAGGCCAACUAUGCCAUGUUCGCUGCACUGCGUCAGCAUGUGGCAGCUACGGCCGCUGCCGCUGCCGCUGGCGGUGCCGCUGGCGCUGCCGGUGCCGGUGUCGGUGCCGGUCCACCGGUGCCCGUCGGUGUCGGUGUGGGCGUGGCCGGCACACCGCCCACCUAUUAUAAUCCGCUGGCCAUGUCGUUUGGCAGGCAAGCGGCGCCGGUGCCGCCGCCGCCGCUUUCGAUGAUGCCCGCAACGGGCAUCGCGCCGCAGCCGUCGCCAGUUGUGCGGUCCGCAUCGGCGACGUCGACGUCCUCGUCGCAGGCAUCGCUGGUGGGGGAUACGGCGCCGCCGCAGGCGCAUGCCGCCUCCACAAUUCUGCCCUCGUCCUCGUCCUAUAUGCAGCUGGGCGGCGUCUCUGGCGUCUCUGGCGCCUCGGCUGUUAAUCUUCAUGCUGCCGCUGUUGCUGUGGCCGCUGCCGCUGCCGCCGCCGCCGCUGCUGCUGCUGCUGCCGGCGCCGGUACACUGCCGCCCACAAAUAGCCACGCCCAUGCGCUUUAUGGUCACCAACACAAUGCGCACGGACAGCAUCCGCACAGCGGUCACAGCGGUCACAGCGGCGCCGGUCAUGUGCCCAUCACAGACGCCCAGGUGGCCCAGGUGCAUCUGCACAAGCAGGGCCACCGUCCGCUGGGGCGCACCCAGUCGGCGCCGCUGCCUUUGGGCCAUCCCAUGCUCACCGGCGCCGGCCAGCUGAACGUGGCGCAAACGCACUACGAGAAUAGCGAGGCGGAACGCCAGGCGUACGAGCACCAGGUGCUCACCCAGAAGCUGCGCCAGAAGGUGUUGACGCGGAGCGAUGCCGCCGCCGCAGCCGCAGCCGUUGCCGUCGCCGCCGCCGGGAUACGCGAGCCGCAGCUUAGGGAGGAGGAGGAUGAUGACGAUGACGAUUCCGCCGCCGAGGUCAUGGAUCUCACCGACAAAAAGAAGCCGCCCAAGACGGUGCUCACGAGCACGAUUGCGACAAGCACCUCACAGAACUUGCCGGAGGCCCUGGCCGCGGCCAACUACCGUGCGGCCGCCAAGUCGAGCAAGUUGCGCGAUCAGGAGUACUUGCAGCAGCAGCGCGAGCUGCUCUUCCUGCAGGAGGAGGAGCUGGCCAAGGGCCUGAUGCGUCCGCUAUCGCGCACGCUGAGCAGCCCCCUGGUGCCGGGCCAUGGCCUCAGCCAGAUACCCGACACGGGCCAGCAUCCGACGCCCAUUGUCACAUCCUCAUCGGCCGAUCAUAUACCGCCCGUCAAUCUGACGCUGCCCCACAAGCGACAGCUCCUCGGCAGCGUCUAUGCCGCCCAGCUGCGUCAGCAGCAACAGCAACAGCAGCAGCAGCAGCUGGUGGAGAGCCCGUGUCCGGUUGGAGGCGGACUGACGCACAAGAAGAUCACAACGGGACUCGCGUACGAUCCGCUAAUGCUGAAGCAUGCCUGCAUUUGCGGCGACAAUGCGCCGCAUCCGGAGCACAGCGGCCGGCUGCAGAGCGUCUGGGCGCGUCUCAAUGAAACGGAUCUGGUGAAGCGCUGCGAUCGGCUUCGCGCCCGCAAGGCAACACAGGAGGAGCUGCAAACGGUGCACACAGAGGCGCACGCCAUGCUCUUUGGCUCCAAUCAGGGCCAGCUGCAGCGACCCAAGCUCGAGAGCACCCUCUCCGCCAGCUUUGUGCGUCUCUCCUGCGGCGGCCUGGGCGUCGAUCUGGAUACCACAUGGAACGAGCAUCAUACGGCAAUUGCCGCCCGCAUGGCCGCCGGCUGUGUCAUUGAUUUGGCCUUCAAAACGGCCAAAGGUGAUUUGCGAAACGGUUUCGCCGUCGUCCGUCCGCCCGGCCACCAUGCGGAGGCCAAUCUGGCCAUGGGCUUCUGUUUCUUCAACUCGAUUGCCAUCGCCGCCAAGCUGCUGCGCCAGCGCGUGCCCGAAAUGAAGCGCAUCCUCAUCGUCGAUUGGGAUGUCCAUCAUGGCAAUGGCACACAGCAAGCAUUCUACCAAAGUCCCGACAUUCUAUAUCUUUCCAUACAUCGACACGAUGACGGUAACUUCUUUCCCGGCACAGGUGGCCCCACAGAGUGCGGCGCCGGUGCUGGCCUCGGCUAUAAUGUGAACAUCUCCUGGUCGGGCGCACUGAAUCCACCGCUGGGCGAUGCCGAGUAUAUCGCUGCAUUCCGUACCGUUGUGAUGCCCAUCGCCAAGUGCUUCAAUCCGGACAUUGUGCUGGUCUCGUCUGGCUUCGAUGCGGCCACCGGCCAUCCGGCGCCCCUCGGCGGCUACCAUGUCUCGCCCGCCUGCUUUGGCCUGAUGACGCGCGAACUGCUCCAGCUGGCCAACGGCAAGGUGGUACUCGCCCUCGAGGGCGGCUACGAUCUGGCGGCCAUCUGUGAUUCGGCGCAAGAGUGUGUUCGCGCCCUCCUUGGCGAUCCGGCGGCGCCGAUCCUGACCAGCGAACUGGAGCGACCGCCCUGCCAGAAUGCCAUCAACACGCUCCAAAAGACCAUUGCCAUACAGCAAACACAUUGGCCCUGCGUGCGACUCCUGGAGCACACGGUCGGCCUGUCCGCGCUGGAGGCGCUCCAGAUCGAGCACGAUGAAUCUGAAACGGUAAAUGCCAUGGCCGGCCUCUCCAUGCAGUCGCUGCACAGAACGCUUUCGCGUGACGAUUCCGAGGAGCCGAUGGAUCAGGAUGAAACCAAAUAAACGUCCGCGUCGCCGUCGCCCGCUCAACGCACUCUAGUUAUUGUUGUAGUUAAAAAUGUUGUUGUUUAUUGUUGUUGAUGUCAUUUGUUGUCGCCGUCGUCGCCGUCGUCGC